GGCGAGGUAACGGCCGCCGAGUCCCUGAGGCAGGAGAGCUGCUGUGAGCGGACACCUCAGGAAAAGCGUGACCGGGAGAACCGCGCCCGUUAUAGCCAGCCGGUGAGAUCUUCAAUCAAAAAUGGAUGCCGUGUCUGUUGUCACCCAUCUGAGGAACCUGGCGUCUGAGCCACAGAAUAGAGCAAGUAUUGUGAGGGACAGGAGUUGCCUGGCGGGUCUCAUCCUUUUUCUUAGUCAUCAGGAAGCACGCGUGGUUGAAGCGGCUCUUCAGACCAUUCACUACUUAUGUGAAAAUCCUCAUCAUUGUGAAAUAAUGAGAAGUGAGCUUGGUAUGAUGGUGAGUCUGGAGAACAUAAGGAACAGUGACCUGAAUAAUCAUAUCAAACUACUGGCCCAUCGGAUUCAUAAGUCACUAAGCGUGCCAAGUCACGUACAUACACCAGAAACAAAGACCAAGCAGCACAACCUGCAGUUCUUCAUUUCAAGUGCAAACAAAAGAGCAAAAACCAUAACACUCCAUAUUCAUGGACUGGAUGAUCUGGAAAGGAAAUCCCUAUGUGAAGAAGCAUUAUUGAAGGUGAAAGGAGUCAUCAGCUUUACAUUUCAGAUAGCAAUCAGGAGGUGCACAGUGCGGGUAAAGCCAGACCUGGCAACAGAGUGUUUAACAUCCGCCAUCGCAGAAACAAAAGUCCUGAAGGCGCAGCAGGUGAUAAAGAAUGACUGGGGGAAAGAGGUUUAUGUUCCACUGCCAGUUAUGAACAAUCCAGUGGAAAAGAUCCAGUGCUUACCGGACUACUUGCCAGAAGAGGAGAGUCCUCAGAAAGAUCUGGAAAAGGCUUUAACCCGUCCUACAUCAAAGGAUGAAUCUCGUGGAAGUUGGCUAAAUGCAGCAGCCGGUUUUCUUAGUAAAACUUUUUACUGGUGACCUCCAUGAAAUGUUCAUCAAUGUACAUAUUGUCCUGUGUAUUUCUAUGUGAUCUAUUACAAUUAGAAACACUAGAAGCUUCUCAGAAUAUGUGAGCUUCACACCAGGAUCUACCUGACUGUUUUUGUAGCUCGAUGUCAGGCAAUUCUCAGUCAUGUACAAGAAGACUUUAUUCCAUGGUGCUUGGAGGCUCACUAGACCAGGACUGAAAUCUGCACCAACCAGCUGAAUGAGAUGCGACUACCAAUGCUGCAAACUGGGGGAAGGAAAAAGAAUUUGUCUUGGAAUAGUUCAAAUUCUACCUGAU
Molecule: messenger RNA, 1232 nt
Organism: Bufo bufo (common toad)
Lineage: Eukaryota; Metazoa; Chordata; Amphibia; Anura; Bufonidae
Product: armadillo repeat-containing protein 1-like
Exons: 7
Coding region: 122-925 (267 amino acids)
Molecular function (GO): metal ion binding
Source: RefSeq, a predicted model, not a curated record